Molecule: messenger RNA, 405 nt
Organism: Aspergillus pseudoviridinutans
Lineage: Eukaryota; Fungi; Ascomycota; Eurotiomycetes; Eurotiales; Aspergillaceae
Exons: 4
Coding region: 1-405 (134 amino acids)
Source: RefSeq, a predicted model, not a curated record
AUGAGUGGUCCCGGUGAAGAACGAUGGCGCGGAGGUCGUCCGUACGAUCAAAACCGCCAGUCGGGACAAAGACACUCUAACUCGAGGAACAUGGGCGCUCAAAGCGGGAAUCGUGCCGGACAGAACUCAGCUCCCUGGACGGAUUCCCGCGAGCAACUCGCCACCGGGCCGUCUCAGGCGCACGUUCCUGUGCGCGGGCUCAAUUCCGCAGAGUUGAAGGCUGCUCUACGGAGAGAGCCCAAGCCUUUCUUCUACAGACCAAAUGGAAAAGAUGCAAACAGCAACCGUGCCAGCGGACCCUGGGGUGCAAAGCCCAACACGAUGGCAAACGGCAAAGACUUCUUUCUCGAGCUUCGCAAGCAGGUAACGGCGUUGCGCGAGGGAGCUACUGUUCCUGGAGGUUGA